Molecule: messenger RNA, 972 nt
Organism: Carcharodon carcharias (great white shark)
Lineage: Eukaryota; Metazoa; Chordata; Chondrichthyes; Lamniformes; Lamnidae
Exons: 3
Coding region: 248-709 (153 amino acids)
Source: RefSeq, a predicted model, not a curated record
CUGUUUAAGUUUCAAGGCUGCAGUCAGGAGUGAGGGUGAAUGUAUGUGUGUCAGUGAGAGCAAAUAGAUCCUGUUUUAAUUUUCAAUGUAGGGUCAGACUUUAACCUGUGAUUCUGCUCUAUUACCCAAUGUGGUCAGUACACAGAGGAUUCUUCUGCAGCCCCUGUAUUCCACGAGAAAGAUUCGGAUCUGAAAUAGGUUUAUUGUAGUUGGCCCUUUACUUUCGAAGGGGUUAACAAAUAUUCCAAUGAGAGUUGGCUGCCUGUCAUUCCGCCAGCCAUACGCAGGCCUGAUAAUGAACGGUGUGAAGACAGUGGAGACCCGCUGGCGGCCUCUGCUGGCUGACUUGCAGGAUUGCACCCUGGCCAUUCACAUAGCACACAAGGAUUGGGAAGACUUGGGAUGGAGGGAUGUCCUCACUCACACGUUGGGAAUGAGCCAAUCCCAAAUACAGAGCCUACUGGAUGAAGGGGAGAAGUUUGGCAGAGGAGCAAUUGUAGGCUUAGUCGAUGUUGGAGACACCUGGCAGUGCCCGAGUGACUCAGGUCCUGAGGAGCUGAGCAAGUUGGAGAUACAAGCCGUCUUACAAGGGCUGGAACACAAAUAUCUCACCACUUUGUCCAAUCCACGAUGGCUGCUUGAGCCAAUCCCAGCCAGAGGACACAAGGAUAUCUGGAUGGUGGAUAUUCCUGACGAACUGAUUCCCUGAUGGCCACAGUCAGCAAACUUAAAACCGUCUGAUAGAUGGCAAGAGUGUGCAGAACUAUUGUGAUGAGAAACUGGAAAAAAUAACUGCCUGCUGACUGAGAUACGUGGAAAAUAUUACUUUUAAUUCCCUAGUAUUUUUUUGUAAUGUUCUUUUUCUUUGUGUACUGCUGCUUUUAGGUAUGUGGGAAAAAAAUAAAUUGUGGAACACAGGAUCUUUCCCACCCCCCCAAAAAAAGCUGUGUUCUUGUAUUUGUCACAAACUUA